Messenger RNA from Capsella rubella, 897 nucleotides. Its product is annotated as coatomer subunit zeta-3. Gene Ontology annotation, biological process: retrograde vesicle-mediated transport, Golgi to endoplasmic reticulum; intracellular protein transport; intra-Golgi vesicle-mediated transport. Gene Ontology annotation, cellular component: COPI vesicle coat. The record is from RefSeq and is a predicted model, not a curated record. The transcript has 7 exons. NCBI's taxonomy places the organism in Eukaryota, Viridiplantae, Streptophyta, Magnoliopsida, Brassicales, Brassicaceae. Bases 89 to 634 code for a protein of 181 amino acids.
CUUCAAACAGUUCCAUCCUCUUCGCAAGCACUCAUAUUCCUUCACCUCUAAAAAGCAUCCGAAAAAGGUAUAUCUUGGUUCAACAACAAUGGCAGGAGCUAAUGAUUCUUGUCCUUUGGUAAAGAACAUUCUUCUUCUAGACUCUGAAGGAAAGCGUGUGGCUGUCAAGUAUUACUCAGAUGAUUGGCCUACUAAUGCUGCAAAGUUAGCUUUUGAAAAGUAUGUCUUUUCAAAGACCUCCAAGACCAAUGCUCGCUCAGAAGCGGAGAUCACACUGUUGGAGAAUAAUAUUGUAGUCUAUAAGUUUGCCCAGGACCUGCAUUUCUUUGUUACGGGAGGUGAUAAUGAAAACGAGCUCAUCUUAUCAUCUGUUCUUCAAGGCUUUUUUGAUGCUGUUGCAUUACUUCUGAGGAACAAUGUUGAAAAGAUGGAAGCCCUUGAAAACUUGGAUCUCAUCUUUUUGUGCCUUGAUGAGAUGGUUGACCAAGGGAUGGUACUUGAAACAGAUGCUAAUGUUAUUGCGGGGAAAGUAGCAAUGCAAAGCGCAGAAGCAAGUGGUUCACUCUCUGAACAGACGUUAACUCAAGCAUUGGCAACAGCUCGGGAACACCUCGCAAGAAGUCUUCUUACAUAAAAUUUCAACAUCUUGGGAGCGAAUUGGUAUAUUCAUGAGAUCCCUUCGUUAACCAUAUCUGAAAUGGUUGCGGUUCAUUAGAAAUCAAUCCUUAUUUUCUUACUCUUUCUUUGUUUUUUUUGGUGUGGAAUUUUAGAUAUAUUAUGCCCCUUCUUGUUUUUCUCUAUAUGAAAGAUGUUAUUGCGUAUCUUUUUAAGUUGAGGAUAAACGUCUGCAGUUAUGCACCAGUGAUUUCUGAGUUAUCUUAUUUUGGUUUUUCGUAA